AUGGUGGCGCCGGCGCCGGCGGUGGCAGUGGCGGUGGCGGUGUUCGUGCUCAAGGGAGAGUCGUCGGUGCUGCUCGGGCGGCGCCUCUCCGAGAUCGGCAGGGACACCUUCGCGCUACCCGGCGGCCGGCUCGAGUUCGGUCUGCUCUCUUUUUCCUUGGUCUCUCUGAGCUUCUUCUGCCUGCACACUCUUCUGAUUCAUCGCCGUCCCGGUCCUGCCGGGGAAUACCUGGAACGACAGAGAUGAACAUUCGUGGAAACAACCCUAGAUAGGUCAUUUGCUUUCACUUCCCCGCGAGAAUCACCUGCGAGAACUCAGAUUGAGUACCAGACUACUACAGUCCUGGCUAGGUAGCCAACCUCGCAGGUGAGAUCGGAUCCUCUCCGAUCUCUUCCUCGCGAGCUCAGAUUCCUCCCCCGCUCGCUCGGAUCACCUGCUCUUCCCUGUGAGAACACAGAUCGAGUAACAGACAACUACAAUCCUAGUUAGCUAGCCAACUCGACAUCAUUUUGAUAAACCUUUUUCCUAAAACCUUAAUCGCUCCGAUCCGAUUCGAUCCUCGUCGCCGCUUCCGUCUGCCAUGUCUUGAAACAGCAGCAGUAGGGCGCAUGAUGCCUGGGGGACGACGAAUGAAGAACCCUCUUCAACCACCAUCUCCGUCGUUCCUUUCCCGCCGUCUCCCCGCCACAUCCGACCUCCCAGAACCCAUCUCCAGGUACAUCAUUGAAUGACGGGUGAAACUGAAAUCUGUUCAUCAUUGAAUCUCUCCGUACAACCAUUUAUCGCUAGCUUGCCACACACCAUCUUUACCGUCUCCUCAAUGCUCCAUUUCUGCAACCCUAACCGGGAGAAUCUAGUGCAGGGGAGAGCUUCGAGGCCUGCGCGAGGAGGGAAGUGAAGGAGGAGACGGGGAUGGACAUCGAGAGAAUCGAGGUCCUGCAGGUGAUCAACUUCGUGGAGCCCACCGGUCCGAGCCCCGCCCACUUCGUCACGGUCCUGGUCCGAGCCGUCCCCGCCGACCCGAGCCAGGAGCCCACCAACCUCGAGCCCCACAAGUGCGCCGGCUGGGACUGGUUCCCCUGGCCCACCGGCCUCCCCCGCCCCCUCUUCGGGCCGCUCGACGCCGUCCUCGGGGCCGGGCUCGACCCCUUCGGCCCACCCCCUCUCCCCCCCGCCCCCGUCUAA
Molecule: messenger RNA, 1185 nt
Organism: Spirodela intermedia
Lineage: Eukaryota; Viridiplantae; Streptophyta; Magnoliopsida; Alismatales; Araceae
Source: the annotation of a GenBank genome assembly